AUGAAAAGUUUAAAUUACCGAUUUCCUCAUUCAAGACAAGAUUCUGGAUAAAUGAAUAUAACUAGAUCAUAAUUACAAUACGGUUAAUAAGUGAUUAAAGUGUUAAACAACCGCUAAAAUGAAUAAAAUUGUGAUCGAUCACCUGCUCCUGUAGUACAUGGUUUAUAAAAAUUCGCGUUACCAUCUAGCCAAUAAUCAUCAGCAAAUCAUUCGAAGAAGUCUUCGAUAUCAAAAUAAUAAUAGCCAAAAUAAAUUGCAUUUGUUAACUGCUUGAUUCUCAAAGAUAAAUCAUAACUUAUUGAGGAUGAAGAAAAAGAAAAUAUUAAUGAGCCAAUUGUAUAAAAGAACAUGUUUAAUUUUUAAUUUGUAAUUGGGAUUGGUGGAUUUGGCAAGGUUUGGAAGGUGGAGUAUAAGAAGACUGGUUAGAUCUAUGCAAUGAAAGAAAUGUCAAAAGCUCUAAUUAUCGCAAAAAAAAGUGUUAAUUCAGUUAUGAAUGAAAGGCACAUACUGAGUAAUCUAAAACAUCCAUUUUUAGUUAAUAUCUAUUAUGCUUUUUAAGAGCGUGAUAAUCUUUUCUUGGUUUUAGAUUAUAUGCAAGGAGGAGACCUAAGAUAUCAUAUCGGAAAAAUGAGAAGAUUUUCAGAAGAUCAAACAAGAUUUUUUAUGGCUUGUAUAUUUUUAGGAUUAGAAUAUAUGCAUUCUAAAAAUAGUCUACAUAGAGACAUCAAACCAGAAAAUUUAGUGCUUGAUAAAAACGGUUAUGUCAGAAUAACCGAUCUUGGAAUAGCUAGAAUAUUAAGGCCUGAUAAUUAAUAGGAUACUUCAGGAACGCCUGGAUAUAUGGCCCCUGAAGUAAUGUGUAGGCAGAACCAUUCUUUCGCUGUAGAUUACUUUGCUUUGGGAGUAAUUGGAUAUGAAUUUAUGUUGGGAAAAAGACCUUAUACUGGCCGAUCAAGGAAAGAGAUUAGAGAUCAAAUUUUAGCUAAAUAAGUUCAAAUAAAAAGAUCUGAGAUUCCUGAUAAUUGGUCAUUAGAAUCAGCAGAUUUUAUUAAUAGACUAAUAUAACGAAAACCUGCAAAUCGAUUAGGAUUUAAUGGUCCUCAUGAACUGAAACAGCAUUCCUGGUUUAAGAAUUUUCCAUGGUAAAAAUUAUUGAAUAAAGAAUUGAGAUCUCCAUACAUACCUAAUUAAAAUGAAGAUAAUUUUGAUGCAAGAUAAAUAUCAAUGGAAGAUGAUGAAAAUAAUGAGCUUAUUUAAUAGCACUCCAUUAUGCUAAGGAGAAAUUCUAUAUAAUCAUAAUUUUCUGGAUACGAAAUGGAUAAUUUUAGUGAAAAACAACACACUUAGUUUAAUAAUUUUUGA
Paramecium tetraurelia is the source of this 1362-nucleotide messenger RNA. RefSeq lists its product as uncharacterized. The record is from RefSeq and is a predicted model, not a curated record. Gene Ontology annotation, molecular function: ATP binding; protein serine/threonine kinase activity. Gene Ontology annotation, biological process: intracellular signal transduction; peptidyl-serine phosphorylation. Lineage: Eukaryota; Ciliophora; Oligohymenophorea; Peniculida; Parameciidae. The transcript has 12 exons.